Aureobasidium pullulans EXF-150 is the source of this 1667-nucleotide messenger RNA. RefSeq lists its product as uncharacterized. Gene Ontology annotation, molecular function: protein binding. Lineage: Eukaryota; Fungi; Ascomycota; Dothideomycetes; Dothideales; Saccotheciaceae. The transcript is spliced from 2 exons. The record is from RefSeq and is a predicted model, not a curated record. Bases 168 to 1397 code for a protein of 409 amino acids.
GGGAGCUUGAUCUCUUCACAGUUUGUCUUCACACCUGUCGUCGAUUUUGUGAAAGCUUGGACGUUUCGUUCGUCGUCUAGGCACCGAUCGGUGUAUUUCUGCGCUCGCUAGCACUGACACCCACGUCCUUUCCUUGCACUCUUUUCUCACUCCCCUCUCGAUGAUAGAUGAGCUUUCUGUUCCACUUGUUUAUCAUCACCAUGGUUUUCGCUUCUGUGUUUGAGCGCGUGUUCGGAAAGGCGCAAAAGACAAUCACCAAGCCUUUUGGUGUCCUCGACCUCCCACAUGAGCUUCUCAAGAUCAUAAUGAUCCAUGUCGAUGACUCUUCGAUCAUCGCAAUCAGAUCUACUUGCACCUUCCUCAGGGAGGAGAGUAAAGACCGCUUCCUCGCACUGUACUUCACCGACAUCGAAAUCAAGAUGUGCAAAAAGUCACUUCAAAAGCUCUUGUCCUUCUCCGACGAACCCCAUCUUGUUUCCCAAAUCAAGUCGUUGGUUUUUGCUAUUCCCGUACACUACUACUUCCCUCACCAUCUCGACUUGAUCACCGAAGCGCUCUCCGGCCUUUCCCAACACGGAAAAGCCAUCUGCUUUGGCGUUGCCUCAGAGCAGGACAACCACAUCGACCUCAAACUCCAUGUUGGUGACAUGAUGUAUCUGCUGAGACUGCUGCGCAGUCGCCUUGUUGAAGCCAGAGAAUUGAUGAACGUCCCAUCCUGGAAGAUCAUCAUCAGAACGCGCGACUUCAGAAACGAUUCCGGACAAUUUGUUUAUUGGUGCUUGAUCGAUCUCCGAAGGUUCAUCGGGUUGGAAGCCAGAAACAUCACCACGACUCAGGCUAUACUGGUAGAGAUACACGAUGGAUGUGGCCAACCCACCCGUGAAAUCAACAUCUCCAAGAAGACCAGUCGCACUAUGCAGGCAGUCUGCAUCAACCUCAACUGCGACGUUGUGAAGCCAGACAAGUCAAUCGAGGCACUCGACGAGCUUGAGUUGUUGACUCAUGGUGGUACAAGAGCCGCUUUGGACAGUCUCGCUCUCAAACAGUCCACUAUCAGAAAAUACAGCCUCCGCCAUGUAUUGAAUCGCACACGACUCGAACACCUGGGGCUUGAAGAUGUUCGCAUCAGAGACUUCAAUGGAAAGAACUACAUACCCGGGGAUUGGCUUGAAACUUUUGAGGAUCUCAUCAUCUAUGAUUUCUUUGACAGUCUUAAGUCGUGUCGUCUCACCAACCUUUUCAACGAUGAUGGAGAGGUCUUUGUUGAAGGUACCUGGGAGUUUACUGCUACACCCGGCAGUAUCACCGUCACCGAUGCCAUCAGAACACUCAUCUCUAAAGUCAAGUAUGCUCGCUCUCUGAGAGAGCUUGCUUCGGAAGCCCAUCAGCCAGCUUGAGCAAGCCACUUCAAGGACUCCAGACACUCAACGGACGAGCACUCACAACAUGAAGCAAUACGGGAUCAUUACAUGAUCUCAAAACUGGUGACUGAUUGGGAGAGGGUGGGGAAGCAAGAAGGGCGCUACUGGCAUACAAAUCAAGCAGGAGUGAUUAGAGAUACCACAGCAGGUGAUCAGCUUGACAUGGCUUGAGGAUCAGAAGAAGGAGACUGGUAUACACCGUGACACCAUCAAGCAGAAGUAACUAGAGUUCCAAUCAAUUGCCCG